Molecule: messenger RNA, 1575 nt
Organism: Sparassis crispa
Lineage: Eukaryota; Fungi; Basidiomycota; Agaricomycetes; Polyporales; Sparassidaceae
Exons: 3
Coding region: 1-1575 (524 amino acids)
Source: RefSeq, a predicted model, not a curated record
AUGCCUGCAAGCAAACGUCAGUAUCAGUGCGACUGCGAGAAACACUGUGGUGGCCGACAGAAGGUGGUUAGUCGGGCUACGUACUAUGGGCAUGCUGAGUUUCGCGCGAAGACAUCCCAAACAUUCGCGGACUUUGUAGCAGACCUCUCUGGUACACGCAUCUUCUCGCAUGCCGCUUCAUGGCCUUCCGAGGGGAACACAAGUCAAUUGCGAGGGAGAAAACGUGCUCGUGUGGAGAAUGAAAUCUACGAGAUGUCGGAACAGAUGGAGAGCUCGACAAUCGCACCUUCGUUUGAUGAACUUCCCGGGCCUGAUAUGGAUUGCGAAUCUCCUGGUCUUGGACCAAGUACAGAAACCUCCGAAUUUACACCUACAUGCACUCUCCACCUCGCACAUGAUCACAUCACCCUAUCCGAUGUUGAUGAGCAUGAGGAUGAAGACAUGGAUCCUGGGAGCAUAGCAGCCACCCGAGGGUCAGAGGAUGCCGCGUCUAGUUCUCAGACGCGAGACGACACACGUUCGGGACUUGGACCAGAGACGGAAUUGGAAGCAGACCGCACGGCAACGAUAGAGGAGAUCAAGAUAGCAGAGGAGUUUAUUCGUUUACUGAAGCAGGCUUCACUAGAGACUAGCGGGCUUGAUGCUAAUACCAUACAUCGCCUCCACCAUCCCAUCGAGGCCCCCCUUGAUAUCGACGAUCCCGAUCUGCUGCUAUCGAUUGAAAUAUUCCUCUCCGUGACUAACACAUCACAAGCGACAUACACAGCCGUGCGCGGUGCAAUCCUCCACCGUUACCCCGAGAAUACCAUCCUCACUUUUGACCAGGUGAAGAGCAAGAUUGCCGAGCUGAGCGGCGUAGUCCCCAUUAUCCAAGACAUGUGUGUCAACACAUGUCUAGCCUACACUGGUCCAUUCGCCGAGCUAGACCAGUGCCCGACAUGUGGAGAACCGCGCUAUGAUACUACGAGCAAUGGCAAGAAGCGCAUUGCUCGCCAAGAAUUUCACACCAUUCCAGUCGGUCCUCAGUUACAGGCUCUGUGGAGAUCUCGUGAAGGUGCUACGGCCAUGCGUCAUCGUAGUCGUCGCACACAUGAGAUUCUGGAGCGGCUUCGCGAGCAUAAUAACCAGCUGUACGAAUACGACGACGUAUACCACGGAUCUGCCUAUCUCAAAGCUGUUCUCGAGAAUCAGAUCAGCACCGACGACAUGGUCCUUCUUAUGUCGAUUGACGGUGCGCAGCUUUAUGAAAGCAAGGCCUCGGAUUGCUGGAUCUACAUCUGGGUAGUUCUAGAUCUAGCACCGGAGCUUCGUUACAAGAAGAAGCACGUCCUCCCUGGUGGUUUCAUACCCGGUCCGCAUAAACCCAAGAAUCUCGACUCCUUUCUGUUUCCUGGCCUUGGGCAUCUAAUGGCACUACAGAUAGCAGACACACUUCAAGAUCAAAUACACCUUUUCCAUCCACGCAAGGACAGAACACACCCAGUUGGGAGUUUUCUUCGCGCAGACCAUCAUUAUCUAUGCCAGGUAAUGCGGUCCCACAAACAAUCGCCAACGCAAACCAUGAAACUCUGUUGA